GCAACCCGUCGCGCUCCCAUGAUGUUGCGUUUAUCUGUGCUCUUGAUUUUACUAUCGCAUCGUAUUAAAACCGUGCAGGUUUCCACAACCGCACCAUCGUUAGCCGGCAGGCUCGAUAGACUGUAUGAAAAGUUGGAGAAAAUUACGGUCGCACCUGUAAAGUCGCCUCAGGAGAAGCUAUACGAGAAACUGGAUAGGCUGAACUCUUUGAUGCCGGAUCGAGUGGAUUGGAGUGAUGAGGACGAGGAGUUGUUGUCUUCAAUACAGAUGUGGGGGAUGUUAAGUGAUGAACAGUUAGAUGGGGUGGUGAAGGAGCUGCAGGGAGUGAGGGAGACGGAUGAUGAGAAGGCGAAUGACGGGGAGUACGGUGAUAGUGAGUGGAGUGAUGAGGAACUCCAAGAUCUAGUGGAAGGUGAAUACCCAAUGGACUGGUACCCUGAUGAUGAGCAGGACACCAUGUCUACCUCCAAACCUAUCAUUGGCAUCACCCCCUCAGCGUUCACCAAACAGGACCCUGAGUACCGGGACGCGGUUAUGUCUGUAGUGGACCCUAUAGUUGCAACCAAUGAGAGGCCACGAAUUCUUGAUGAUUCGUCGCUGACAGUGCCCGAACGGACUGCACUUCGGCGAGCGGCGUUUGCAAAUAUAGCCUCCGUAGUACGCAAGGCCAAGUGCAGGGACCCGCAACCGAGGUGGCUCAACGUGCGCCAACUGGCCCCCGCGGCUAACAUUGUAUACAUGCCGCCGUGCGUGCAACUGCACAGAUGCGCGCCAGACUCGGGAUGUUGCUACGACGAGGCGGAGGUCUGCGCGCCUGUCGCCGGGAAAUAUGUCAUCAUACCCUUAUACCUAAAUACAGUCAAAGGCAACAUGACCAUGGCACGGAUGCUGUUUUUCAAUCACACGCAAUGUGACUGCAUACCUCGCGAGACAAUGCAGAGCACCAUACGUUCAAGAGUGGAACACCAGAAGAGAGAGAGCUACAAGCAGAGGAAGACGACUACAGACAACCAGAGACAUGAACGGCAGCCUACUGAGGAGCCAGCUUUGGAGAAGGACGAGCCGACCGCACCACCUCAAUUGAAAAGAUGCACCUGUCCAACGCUGUUCCUAGCAAGAAUAACUGAAAAUGGCUAUUGCACGUGCGUUUGUGACUGGUUGGAGACAAGCCGUCGCCGCGACUGUCUCUCUCUAGCAAAGGGGAAGGAGCACUUCGGACUGAGGGACAGAGUGUGUAUCGCAAAUGGAGAUUGUACGACACCGAAGUGCGAUUACGGAGCUUACGACAGGAGUACUGGAAUCUGCCCAAUAAAAAGGUUUAGGAGAAUCAAGUACCAUCACAGAGGGAGGCUUCCUGUUGAGAAGCCGGUAGAGGUAUAGACUGUUACUGGAAUAAGAUAUGUGUAUUAAUGUACUGUGCCUACUUGUAAUAUUUCAACACUCGGCACCCUUCCAUUAGUUUAUAUCUCCACAUAGAUUAAGUUCUGUGUAGUCAGUCCACGAUACGACUCUGCGUUGAGUGUGCGCGUUACGAAGCCAUGUAGCACACUAUCGAAUAAACUUACUAAUGUAGCUCAAUUACUACACUUAGAUACUACAGGAAAAACAGUAGCGACAUCUCAUCACAUCAUAUAUAACGCUACAGUGAUGAAGUGAUAACCAUCACGCUACAUUAUCUUUGUUAAACAACUUCCAUUAAGCU
Achroia grisella is the source of this 1702-nucleotide messenger RNA. RefSeq lists its product as uncharacterized. The record is from RefSeq and is a predicted model, not a curated record. Gene Ontology annotation, biological process: hemocyte migration. Gene Ontology annotation, molecular function: growth factor activity. The transcript has 6 exons. Bases 19 to 1380 code for a protein of 453 amino acids. NCBI's taxonomy places the organism in Eukaryota, Metazoa, Arthropoda, Insecta, Lepidoptera, Pyralidae. Gene Ontology annotation, cellular component: membrane.